AUGGCUAACAAUGGCGCUUCUAGUUCCACUCUUCCGGCCGAUGAUUUAACCGCCUUGAGAGAGAGGCUUUCACAACUUGCUAGAGAGUUGCGACUAGUAGACUUAAGGCGGGGAAUUAAAGCAGCCAAAGAGGAUAUUAAGACGGAAAAGACUCUUCUUGAGGAGAUAAACCAAUGGUUAGAGCGUGGGAUGGGUUUGCACGCGAAAAUUCACCGAGGGGUGGUUGUUCAACAGAGGGUAGAAGGGGUUGAUCAAAAUGUAGAACUUCAGUUAGAUGGGGGUGAUGAAAAUGUUGGGGCGAAAUUGAGGAAGAAGGAACAAUCAGAUGCCGAAUCCGAUGAUGAUGGUCAGGGUGGUGUGAAUGACUUUGAUGAUGAUGAUGACGGCGGCGCAGUAACCGAAGAUAGCACUGGUUCCGAUGAUGAUGACGGCGGUGAUGGUAUGGAUUACAAUUACGACGAUGCUAAACUCGGAUGCAUACUGCCGCAUUCCUAG
Chenopodium quinoa (quinoa) is the source of this 495-nucleotide messenger RNA. Its product is annotated as probable DNA-directed RNA polymerase subunit delta. The record is from RefSeq and is a predicted model, not a curated record. Lineage: Eukaryota; Viridiplantae; Streptophyta; Magnoliopsida; Caryophyllales; Amaranthaceae. Bases 1 to 495 code for a protein of 164 amino acids. The transcript has 4 exons.